AUGACAAGCACCCCUCAACUAGGAGAGCUUGCAGCUUCCAUCAGCACCGCGACCAGAACAAUCGAGGAGCAUCUUAAGCAACGGGACCUGCCGUCUCCGUCCUUCGAGGCUAACGGGGGAAUCACUCUUCCCCGCGAGCUGCAGCAGGCAAAGGAAUCAAUCCUAGAUUCGGCCUCUGAGCUGCGAUACCUGCUCACAGACCCCGUGAGCGCCUUCUUCGAGGGAGCACCGGUGGGCUUCAUGAGUAUAAUAAUGAUUCAUCGCUUCAGCAUCGCGAAUCUAAUCAAGCCGGACAUGGAGAUGAGCUUUUGCUCGAUCGCAGAGCAGACUGGCCUUCAAGAGGGGUUGGUCAAACAUGUGCUUCGCCAUGCAAUGACCUUGCGGGUGUUCCGCGAAUCCCGACGGGGAUUUGUGGCCCACACCCCUCGGUCGGUAGUGAUGAGAGAUGGCGAUAUAGCACGCUGGAUGGCGUUCUCUAUCGACGAACUGACAGGGGCUAUUCUUUGUGCGCCCUAUGCGAUGCAGAAAUGGCCACGAUCGGAUGAGCCCAACCAGACGGGUUUUUCCCUCGCGGAGAACACGGAUCGAGCGAUUUAUGAAGUCCUAGACGCAGAUCCUGCGCGCGGUGCCCGGAUGGCUAAUGCAAUGAACGUGUGGGCUUCAAGCGAGAGUUAUUCGGUCUCGAAAGUAGUUGAUUCAUAUGACUGGAGUCGUCUAGGGUCGGGCACGGUUGUGGAUAUUGGCGGCUCACGAGGACAGGUUGCGGUGGCAGUGGCCUCGAGGUUUUCAGCGUUGAGGUUCGUGGUGCAGGACCUCGAAAGCACCAUAGCUGGAGCCGAGGUAGACUUGCCACCCCAAGUCGCCGACCGCGUGAGCUUUAUGGCUCACGACUUUUUCGAAGCGCAGUCAGUUCUUGCUUCUGCAUACUUCCUGCGAUGGGUCCUGCACAACUGGUCGGACAAGUACUGUAUCAAAAUUCUCCGUGCACUGAUCCCUGCGCUGCGACCGGGGGCACGGGUCAUUGUCAAUGAGAUCUGCAUGCCUGAGCCCGGAGAGGUUCCUGUGUGCAGAGAAAGGUUGGCACGGACGAUGGGCUUGGGCAUGAUAGGCCUGUUCAACGCCUAUGAGCGAGAUAUAGAAGACUGGACCCGGCUCUUUGAGCAAGCGGACCCGAGAUUUCAAUUGCUCGGUUGUCGGCACCUGGACGGUGCGGAAAUGGCUUUGAUCGAAUUUGAGUGGACCGGAUGA
This is a messenger RNA of Aspergillus brunneoviolaceus CBS 621.78, 1248 nucleotides long. Its product is annotated as sterigmatocystin 8-O-methyltransferase. Bases 1 to 1248 code for a protein of 415 amino acids. Gene Ontology annotation, molecular function: O-methyltransferase activity. NCBI's taxonomy places the organism in Eukaryota, Fungi, Ascomycota, Eurotiomycetes, Eurotiales, Aspergillaceae. The transcript has 5 exons. The record is from RefSeq and is a predicted model, not a curated record.